AUGCAAGUCAGAAAUAUUCAGAACAUAGCACCGAGUCUAACUGACAAGAGUAUAAAGAUAUACUAUGAACACGUUAUGAUGAAACCUACCAAAAUUCAAGAAAGUCAGUAUACUUAUGAAUAUCCAAGACACUGGGUAGAGUAUGUAGGAGGUGAGAAAGCUAUUGAAAUCAGACAGGUUCGAAGUAUUCCAGCAGGAAGAACAAUAUUAUUGAAGAACUUUAAUGUUUUGAGGUAUAAUGAUGAAACAAAGAAGCAAGAUAGUUUCCCUGUUGCUGUGUAUGUGAACUUAGAUACAGGAGAUGACAUGAAAGUUUUUAAUACAAAGCUUCAAACGGUAGUGAGAGAACAACUGACUGCGGAAGGGCAUCCAUUACCUUCAGAAGUUACCAUAGCAUAUAAUUUUGAAACAAACUCAAUAG
Molecule: messenger RNA, 421 nt
Organism: Trichomonas vaginalis G3
Lineage: Eukaryota; Parabasalia; Trichomonadida; Trichomonadidae
Exons: 1
Source: RefSeq, a predicted model, not a curated record